This is a messenger RNA of Selaginella moellendorffii, 1782 nucleotides long. RefSeq names its product glycerol-3-phosphate acyltransferase 5. Gene Ontology annotation, biological process: cutin biosynthetic process. NCBI's taxonomy places the organism in Eukaryota, Viridiplantae, Streptophyta, Lycopodiopsida, Selaginellales, Selaginellaceae. The transcript is spliced from 2 exons. Gene Ontology annotation, cellular component: membrane. Bases 232 to 1746 code for a protein of 504 amino acids. The record is from RefSeq and is a predicted model, not a curated record. Gene Ontology annotation, molecular function: phosphatase activity; glycerol-3-phosphate 2-O-acyltransferase activity.
UGGAAUGAGUCGUUCUAAGUUCUAGUGGUGGCGCCAGCGAUCGUCGUGGUGGUGGUGGUGGUGGUGGUGGUGGUGGUGGUGGAAUCUCCCGCGGCUGCUAUAUAAUCUCUAGAGUUUUCCAACCUCAAAGAUCUUCCAUCACCAAGCAGUGCUUUGAUCUUCUUCCAUCACCAAGAUCUUAGAGCGUUUCGUGCAUCCCCGAGCACUCACUCACACUCGAGUUCUUCCAAGAUGAUCUACGUCCAGCUCCGGAAAUCCACCACCGAGAACGCCGACGCCGAUGGAGCUCGCCUCUUUGAUCCUAUCGACACGGCCGACGCCCGGCCCGAGCAGCGAGUGGUAUCGCUCCUCGAGGGCGGCCUUCUCCGAUCGAGCUCUACAUUUCCAUACUUCUUCCUCGUCGCGCUCGAGGCCGGGAGUCCUCUCAGAGCUCUCCUCCUCCUCGCCUUCUUCCCCAUCGUCUGGAUCCUCACCCACAUCCUCCAAUGCCGCGAUGCGGACAUCCGGCUGUACGCCUUUGUGACGUUCGCGGGGCUGCACGACGCGGCGGUACGAUGCGUCGCCCGCGCGGUACUGCCAAAGGCCUUUCUUGACGACGUGCACCGCGGCGUCCACCGCGUCUUUGCGACAUGUGACCGGCGGUACGUCGUCACGUCCCUACCGCGCGUCAUGGUGGAGUCGUUCGCAAAGAGCUUCCUGGAGACGGAGCAUGUGCUGGGCAGCGAGCUGCACGUGACGCGCGGCGGAUGGUACACUGGGCUGGUCCGCGGCAUACCGCGCGGACGGGAGAGGUACCGCGCGGUCAAGGAGCUUAACAGCCCGGAUAUAGGCAUUGGGUCCGACUCCUUCGCGGAGCUCUGCAAGAAGGCUUACAUUGUGGGGGAUCACGAUGGCGAUGGCGAGCAGGCAAAGAUCUCCGCGCCGCCGCUCAUCUUCCACGACGGUAGGCUCGUUCACAGGCCGACCCCUCUCUGGGCGCUCACGAUCCUCCUCUGGCUCCCAUUCGCGAUCCCGCUCGCGAUCACUCGCAUCCUGUUGGGUAUCUGCCUCCCCAAGCGCGUCGCGCUGCCCGUCGAGCACCUCCUCGGGGUGUCCGUCCGCGUCAGGGGGCGUCUCCCGCCGCGGAUAUUCCAGCCCUCCCAGCGGGGCGUCCUCUUCGUCCUCUCCCACCGUACGCUUCUCGACCCCGUCUUCAUCUCCUUCGUGAUGGGCCAGGCCGUCGCGGCCGUCACCUACAGCCUCAGCCGGGUGUCCGAGCUCUUCUCCCCGAUACGCACCGCGCGGCUCACGCGCUGCAAGGACCGAGACGCCCGCAGCAUGACGCGGCUGCUCGCGCAGGGCCACCUGGCGGUAUGCCCCGAGGGCACGACGUGCCGCCAGCCCUGCUUGCUGCGCUUCAGCGCCCUCUUCGCGGAGCUCACGGACACCAUCGUCCCCGUGUCCCUGGCGACUACCAUGCCGGUCUUCCACGGCACCAGCGCGCGCGGGUGGAAGUGCCUGGAUUUCCUCUUCUUCUUCAUGAAUCCGGCCGUGAGGUACGAGAUGGAAUUCCUGGAGCAGCUCCCACCGGAUCAAACAUGCGGCGGCGGCGGGCGGAGCAGCCACGACGUCGCCAACCACGUCCAGCGGCUAAUCGCGGACGCCAUGGGCUACCAGUGUACCACUCUCACGCGCAAGGACAAGUAUCGCGCCCUCGCGGGGAACGAUGGCAUUGUCACAAGCAAGAACCCUAAUUUGGGAUUGUAAACGAGAUUUUUUGAAUUGCAAGGAACCCUAAAAACA